This is a messenger RNA of Galeopterus variegatus (Sunda flying lemur), 905 nucleotides long. It is a transcript of the gene GFRA4, whose product is annotated as GDNF family receptor alpha 4. Lineage: Eukaryota; Metazoa; Chordata; Mammalia; Dermoptera; Cynocephalidae. Gene Ontology annotation, molecular function: glial cell-derived neurotrophic factor receptor activity. The transcript has 5 exons. The record is from RefSeq and is a predicted model, not a curated record. Bases 1 to 636 code for a protein of 211 amino acids. Gene Ontology annotation, biological process: nervous system development. Gene Ontology annotation, cellular component: signaling receptor complex; external side of plasma membrane.
AUGGCCCGCUGCUUGGGGCCAGUGCUGCUGCUGUUAUUGCUACUGGGGUCGGAGAGCUCCGCCGGAGGGAACCGAUGCGUGGACGCGGCCGAGGCGUGCACGGCGGACGCGCGCUGUCAGCGGCUACGCGCCGAGUACGUGGCGCAGUGCCUGGGGCCGGGUGGCUGUCCCCGCGCCCGCUGCCGCCGCGCCCUGCGCCACUUUUUCGCCCGCGGUCCGCCCGCGCUCACCCACGCGCUGCUCUUCUGCCCGUGCUCCGGCCCCGCGUGCGCCGAGCGCCGACGCCAGACCUUCGUGCCUGACUGCGCCUUCUCGGGGCGUACCGCCGUCACCCCCAACUACUUGGACAACACGAGCGCGCGCGUGGCACCCUGGUGCGACUGCAGAGCCAGCGGAAACCGGCAUGAGGAGUGUGAAGCCUUCCGGGGGCUCUUUACAAGGAACCGCUGCUUGGAUGGUGCCAUAAAGACCUUUGAGAGUGGGUGGACCCCAAUCCUGCAGGACCAGCUGGACCUCCACCGGAACCCUGAGCAGGCAGUGACUGCACUCAUGGCUCUUUCCUGGACACAGUUCUCAGCCAGCUUUAUUUCUUUGCUUCCUUAUCCACAUGCCUCUUCCUCAAGAUGGUGGCCUUGAUGUUACCAGGCUUAAGUGGGAAGCCCACACCCUCCAUCUGAUUUUCACCACGAGGCCAAGUCACUGUGUCCCACUGAGUCUCACUGGGUCUCUGCUGCUCACAAGCAUGUUACUGUUUGGAGACUAGAGGCAGUUUCCAACAUCGCAAGGCCCUGGAUCUCAGGUCUCUCCACCCCCUUGCCCUUCUGCUCAUAAACUGGCUAAUUCUUUCUUGAACUCUUCUUUCUUGUGAAGCCUUGCCAAAAGCAGCCAAUAAAAAUCAACACAUA